CCCAAAUUUAAGUUUCAAGCGCCUACCAACACUUGUUGCUUUCUCCAUUUCACCUACCAACAUUUCACCGAACCAUAUUAGUAGUAAAAAUAUGAAAAACCGAAAACUUCGCUGCAUCGUGGACAAUUGCUAUGAGAGUGGCCAGCAGGAUAGUAGCUCCAUGUAUAAGUUUCCCAUAAAUCCUGUUGUCAGGCAGAAGUGGAUGGACAACAUUGGAGACAUAAAAUAUAUGAACUUGUUUAACAGUCGGGUGUGUAGGCGGCACUUUGAGACACAGUGUUUUGGCAAGACCAAAGUGUUUUCCUGGGCGGUUCCCACACUCUACCUGAAUAAGCAAGAAGUGGUGCACCAAGUCAGUAAGCCAAGCAGGAAUGUUUUCAUCCGCAGAUGCAGCGUCAGGAACUGCCCUUCACGAUCUCCUCCAGAAAGACUGCAUUUCUUUCCCGCGAAUCCCGAAAUGCGCAAGGAAUGGAUGGAAAUAUGUCGUCUUACGUUGGACAACAAGUGGCUGUUCAUUUGCGGUCGACACUUUCGUCAGACUUAUCUGCCAAAUAGCAAGGGAAACCUUAGAAAGGACGCCAUUCCAGAGUUCCACUUAGGAACGGAAGAGGAGGAUCCCCUUGGAAAGAGCAUCACAAGCAUGAAAUCAUGUUCUAAUAAAAGCAUUAUAAGUUUCAAGAGCGACGAUUCUGGCAUCGACGAGGAAAGUUUCAAGGAGAGAAAGCCACACGAUCCAUGCGCCAAUUGUCUUGAUCUUAAACAGCAAUUAGCAGCUGCUCUUCUUCGCGUUCAGCAGUUGGAGGAAAAAAAAGAACAAGAGGAUACAACAGACAGCGAUGAGGAGGAAGAGCACAUAUUCAUUCUAAUGAAGUAGAGUACUGCUUCUCUUCAUAACUUAAAUUAGAUUUAUUCUAGUGCA
Molecule: messenger RNA, 919 nt
Organism: Drosophila yakuba
Lineage: Eukaryota; Metazoa; Arthropoda; Insecta; Diptera; Drosophilidae
Exons: 2
Coding region: 92-874 (260 amino acids)
Molecular function (GO): sequence-specific DNA binding
Source: RefSeq, a predicted model, not a curated record